This is a messenger RNA of Arabidopsis thaliana (thale cress), 879 nucleotides long. RefSeq names its product myosin-4 protein (DUF641). The transcript has a single exon. The record is from RefSeq and is marked reviewed. The coding region runs from base 1 to 879 and encodes 292 amino acids. Lineage: Eukaryota; Viridiplantae; Streptophyta; Magnoliopsida; Brassicales; Brassicaceae. Gene Ontology annotation, biological process: response to red or far red light; negative gravitropism.
AUGGAAGAGUCUAUCAAUCAGAAUCAUGAAGCUAUGGAAGCACUUAUCUCCAAUCUCUUUGGAAACAUCUCGUCUUUGAAAUCUGCUUAUAUCGAGCUUCAAAGUGCUCAUACUCCUUACGAUCCCGAGAAGAUUCAGGCAGCGGACAAAGUUGUCAAUUCUGAACUCAAGAAUCUUUCCGAAAUGAAGCAUUCUUACAGAGAGAAUAACCCCAAGCCUGUAUGUGUCUCUCCACAAGACUCUCGUUUAGCUGCAGAGAUUCAAGAGCAGCAGAGUUUGUUGAAGACUUAUUAUGAGGUCAUGGUGAAGAAGUUUCAGUCUGAGAUUCAGAACAAGGAUUCUGAGAUCACGCAGAUGCUGCAGAAGAUUGAGGAAGCAAACAAGAAACGGCUUAAGCUUGAGAAGAAUCUUAAGUUAAGAGGAAUGUCUACAAACGAAGGUUCUGGUGGAGAUGGAAAUUUACAGUUUCCUGACUUGACUACUGAACUCUUUGUAUCUACUUACGAAGUUGCUGCUAAAGCUGUGCAUGAUUUCUCCAAGCCGCUAAUCAACAUGAUGAAAGCAGCAGGAUGGGAUCUUGAUUCUGCAGCCAAUUCUAUUGAGCCUGAUGUUGUUUACGCCAAGAGGCCUCACAAGAAAUAUGCAUUUGAAUCAUACAUAUGCCAAAGGAUGUUCAGUGGGUUUCAGCAGAAGAACUUCUCAGUAAACUCAGAGAGUGCUACGGUUAUGGCCGAUGAUGACACAGACACCUUUUUCCGCCAGUUUCUUGCUCUCAAGGACAUGGAUCCACUAGAUGCUCUAGGUACAAACCCUGAUUCCAACGUUCGUUUAUAUGCUUGUCAAAAAGUUUUUGUAAUUGUUGGGCUAACCGUAAUUUGA